Rhinocladiella mackenziei CBS 650.93 is the source of this 1287-nucleotide messenger RNA. RefSeq lists its product as uncharacterized. The record is from RefSeq and is a predicted model, not a curated record. Lineage: Eukaryota; Fungi; Ascomycota; Eurotiomycetes; Chaetothyriales; Herpotrichiellaceae. The transcript is spliced from 2 exons. The coding region runs from base 1 to 1287 and encodes 428 amino acids.
AUGGGCUCCUUUCGCGUUGUGGAACACAAGCUGCCAUGUCAAUAUAUCCGAGAGUACCCUCAAGCUCUGGCCGGUGAGCAGGAAGACACCCUCUACCUAGCCGUCAAACAAUACAUCCCAGCAGAUAACACGUCUCCCCAUCCAAAUGACCUCACCAUUAUUGCUGCUCAUGCCAACUCCUUUCCAAAAGAAUUGUACGAGCCGUUGUGGGAGGACUUGUUGGUUAGAUCGAGGAAUCUGAAUUUCAGGAUCCGCGGCAUAUGGAUUGCCGACGUUGCCAAUCAAGGUGCAAGUGGAGUGCUGAACGAGGCUCGCUUGGGGAACGAUCCGAGCUUAGCAGAUUUCUCUCGAGAUCUCUUGUACUUGAUCAACCUCAAACGAGAUGAGAUGCCUAGACCUAUUAUUGGUAUAGGUCAUAGUAUGGGCGGCCAGAAUCUAAUCGGUACUGCACUGAUGCAUCCUCGUCUGUUCACCGGUCUGAUUCUGCUGGAUCCUGUACUUCAAGAGAAGUGGAUGGAAAAUCGUGCCGGUGUAGCGGAUCUUCGCCCCGUCCAGCUUGCCACUUUUCGUCGAAACUCCUGGCCGUCACGAGAAGCUGCUAUUGCAGAAUGCAAGAGAUCGCCCUUCUACAAGUCUUGGGAUCCUAGGGCCCUGGAUCUUUGGUGCAAGUACGGUCUUCGAGAGCUCAACGUAACAUCUGACGAUACUGCGUCAUCACCGAAUCGUCCUGUAGUUCUCACUACUACACCGUCUCAGGAAUCUUUCACAUUUCUACGUCCGAAUUUCAACGGCUAUGGAACACAUAAGAAACCCACCGACCGCAAGACCCAUGCAGACUUGGACCCGAAAUGGCCUCACAUCUACCCAUUCUACCGACCUGAAGUGCAUGCAACAUUCCAGCGACUCCCGGAAUUAAGACCUCCAGUUUUGUAUGUCUUUGGAAGUUCGUCGCACAUUUCCAGUGCGGAGCAAAACACGAAAAAACUCGCCGUUACUGGAAUAGGCGUUGGAGGAAGCGGGGGCCCACCAGAAGGCCGUGUCAAGGGUAUCACGCUCGAGGGAGUGGGCCACAUGAUACCUAUGGAAGCCGUCACACGAUCAGCUGAGAUUAUUGGUGGCUGGAUUGACCAGGAACUUUCAAUCUGGAGAGCAGAGGAAAUACGCUUUCGAGAAAUGUGGAGCAAGAAAUCAUUGGCGGAGAAACAAAAUGUUGAUGAAGAAUGGAUGAAGAUGGUUGGAGGGCCACCGAGGAAAGACCGCAAACGAACAGGAGGAACCAAGAUCUAA